AUGGAGCGUACGGACUCUGAGGAUAGCAGCUCUAUGCUGUACAAGGUUAUGGUAAACCGCAAAAUUGUGGAUAAAGUUCAGAUGAAUAUGAAUAGCAAUCCUGCAGCACCCACGGUGUCAGUAGGUGAAGCAUCGUGUCUCAACGAAUCAUCCAUCAGUUGUCAUCAUGCGGAUGAACUAGAGCAGCUUGCUAAGGAUAACAAAAGUCUUGAAAAGAAGUAUAAUGAGACGUUUGAGGCACUCGACAAGGUCCGGCAGACAGCGCUUGAUGCAUCUGAACGAGCUUUGUCACGUGAAUUUCGAAUUGCAUUUUUAGAGAAAGCGCUACAUGGUUGUGAAGUGAGUCUUUCAGAAGCUAAAGACCAACUAAAAGAACGUGACAAGGAUAUUAAGCAAAUGAAGCGCGAUAUGUCCAAGGAAUUGGCUGUGCUCCAGUCCCAGGUGGAGCGUCUUAACGCUUUGGUCGCAGAAAAGGAUGCACGAAUCCUCGAACUUGUCAAUGACCUAUCCCGUUGCCGCAAAGAGGUCAGUGAGCUGACGCAACGUAAGAGCGACCUGCUUAAGCAGCUUAAGGAUAUGUGUGACAAGCUCAACACCGUUGUGUGGGAGACCAACCAACGCGAGAAAAUGUUGAACAACUUAGAAAGCGAACUGAAGAAACGUGAGAUGGAGCGCCAAUCUGCUUUCCUUAGCGAGGUGACUCGUAGUAAGAGGCUUUUGGUCGGUAUAAAGGUUAAGGAGAAUAUGCUUAACCAACUAAUCUCGGCUAAGAACCAAAAAAUAUCAUCUCUUGAGCAGCAGAUCAAGCAGCUCAUCAGUAAGAUAAGUCGUAUAAAUGGUGUUUUUAACGACAUUAACUUCGGUACGGAUGCUGCAGCCACAUCUACAACUGCUGCUAUCACUAAUGAACCUGGGAAUGUCGAAUGUUCUCUUACCUCACCAUGUAAUGUGGAAUUAUUGAAAGGACGAGCUAAGGUAAUUUUGUGA
Molecule: messenger RNA, 987 nt
Organism: Babesia sp. Xinjiang
Lineage: Eukaryota; Apicomplexa; Aconoidasida; Piroplasmida; Babesiidae
Exons: 1
Coding region: 1-987 (328 amino acids)
Source: RefSeq, a predicted model, not a curated record